Messenger RNA from Botrytis deweyae, 2049 nucleotides. RefSeq lists its product as uncharacterized. The coding region runs from base 1 to 2049 and encodes 682 amino acids. The transcript is spliced from 3 exons. NCBI's taxonomy places the organism in Eukaryota, Fungi, Ascomycota, Leotiomycetes, Helotiales, Sclerotiniaceae. The record is from RefSeq and is a predicted model, not a curated record.
AUGGCUACAGAAGAUACGGAGAUGGGUGGGACUUCUGUUGUGCCUCUGUAUGAAGAUACUUAUCGAUGGUUUGGCUUUCCACCAUUGCUACCAUCACCAUCUUCAUCUAUAUCAGAGGUUGCCAUAGAUACAAAUAAGGAUCCUUCUUUGGACGAAACUUCAAGCGCCUCAGUUCCAUUUGAAUCCACAGAAUUACUCGCAGAUCCGCUAAUCUGGAAAAAUACGAAGAAGGAAACGAACGGUGACAAGACUCCUCCUAGCUCUAUCAUGCAUCUCUUGACCUUGACAACAAUACCUCAACACACGGGAGUUUCUGCGACCAAUCACAGCAAUAUUUCAGGACUUCCAACUGCACCUUCUCAGUCCAUUUCUCCAGCUCCCGUUCUAGGAGUCGAAUCGCGGAAGAGUGUUCCUGAGAACAAAUACCCGAAUGGAAAUGUGACAUCUGAAUAUGAUAAGUUGAGUGCGAUUAUUGAUAGAAAUCAUGCAGUUCUUUCAACAUUACAGCCGUCUUCGUCUCUGCCCUCGCCAAUUACGAGCGGUGGUUCAAGUACGAACACGAUUAGUUCCAAGGACCAAUAUCUCGGCCCAUUGACAAUAUCUGGCCGCCCGGGUUUAUUUGCGACCUUGCGUAAGAAAUCUGCAAAUAUCACAGGAUCCUCUUCCUUUCCGCAAACUGAACAACUUGGCUUGACUUUUGAUACAGAUAUCACCACAUGCAAAUCACUCGAAGCAUCAAAGGCAUGGAAAGUAACGAGAGUAUGUGAACUGUUGCUCAGGGCUGUUGCAAACAUCGAACCUGGUAAUGUUGAAGGUCAUGUCGAAAUUCUCAACUUCUAUUUACAAGAGUAUCCUUUGCAACGCUUGGUAAUUUUAAAGGCUCUUGAAAACGCUGGGCACUAUUUUCGCAAAUUUUCCAAAGCUAUGUCUGCCCAUUCAAGUAAGUCAUACAGAGAGCAGUGUAUGCUAAGCGAUGUUUUCAAAAAAGAGAACCCGAUACCUCCAAUCAUACGUCCUCUGCUACCCUUCGCAUCUAUAGCAGCCAGCUACGUUAGAAAUACUAAGUCUGCUCGUCGAGGGGGAACAUCAUCACUGCACACCUAUCAAUACCAUUACCACAACGAAUUUAAAUGCGAAAUCAAGCAUGAAAAUGAAAGUUUCCCGUUGGGUUUCAAUCCAAUUUUGAUGCACACUCUCGGAAAGUGUAGCAGACACCGUCUUCGAAACGAGAGGCAUGAGAGACAUAAGAUACACAAGAAGCAGUUCAAGAAGGGAUUGACGCAUGUGCAUAGGAAUCCUAUCUUGUCCGAAGAAAUCGUCAAGGAAUGUGGAGGAGAAACUUAUGCAGAGCUGGAAGGCAGAGUCGAGAUGGAUGAUAUGAGAAAUGCUGCAUAUUGGGAGAUGACCACUCGACAAAUUGAGGAGAUGCCUACUCGGAAAGAUAGACAUUCCGUUUUCAAGAAACGUCCGUCUCCAUUGAAGGGGGAAUUGCCAAAAUUAGACGAUCAUUGGAUUCCUGACUCUGUGAUGCCAUAUACGAAGAUAUCUGGACAAAUAAUCAAAUUCGAAUCGGAAAUCGUGCGAGCCAGCAAGCGCAAUCAGGAUACUGAUAAUGAGGCAGAGGAAGAGGAAAGAAAAUUUCAUGAAUCUCGAUGCAAAGCUAGAAAGCUCGAUUCUAAGGAAUCGGAUGCUCGGAUGGCUCAAUGGGAGAGAGAAUACAAUGCAGCGAAAAAACAGGUUCGGAAGGAAUACGAGGAAGAGAUGAAAAAAGAAGAAGAAGAAACGCGAAAAACAACCGAAGAAAAGGAAGCUGAAGAGGAACGGGAACGGCUGUGGGAAGCGCAAGAGAAGAAAACCAGGGAGAAGGAGAUUCAGGGAAAGGGAAAGAAUGAGCGAUUGCGUACGGAGCGAGAGAGUGCAAAGGACCGUGCGAAGGAGGGACGGAGAGAACGCUUGAAUUGGGACAAUAGGGAGAGGUCUGACUGUCGUGUUACACAAGCAUGGAUGGAUCUGGGUGCUGAUAUGGCUCGUGUGGGGAGUUGGGAUUGA